AUGCAUGAGACGUUACUAAAAACUGACAAAGAUAAAGAAGAAAUUCUGAAUAAAAUAAAUAGCCGACGAAAUAAAGUAGCAUCGGGUGCCAUACGAUCAUUACCACCUGCCAAAAAUAUGAUGAAAUUGGAGUGGAAUAAUGAAUUGGCGUUUUUGGCACAGCGUUGGGCUGAUCAAUGCUCCACUAACGAUUUGAUGGAUGAGUGUACAGGUAACGAAACAAUGGGCCAAAACAUUGGCACACUAUAUGGUGAAGCACCGAGACUCAGUCCUGCAACAUUAGUCGAUCUGUGGUAUAUGGAGCUACUUGGUUUUAAUUCCACCAUCAUUACUGAUUAUCGACCUUCUACAACGUCACGCCUCGCCCACUAUGAGUAUUUCACCCAACUUAUUUGGGCAAAGAAUAGACAAGUAGGAUGCGGCGCUGUCAAAUUUCAGGAAAGAACAGGAAAUAAAAAUAGAACAGUUCAGAGACUAGUGUGCAACUUCCUGCCCGGCGGCAAUAUAAUGAAGCAAACUGUUUAUAACGAAGGAAAUCCCUGCAGUGACUGUCCAUAUAAAAGCGACUGUAAUGCCAAAUAUACAUCUCUGUGUGGUAAAAUCUAUGUCAGCUUAGAUACCAAUGAAAAAUUCAAGAAAAGAGAAUCAAGUAAUGAUACAGAAACAGAUAUCGCAUUUGAUUUGUAUGCACAUCUCUUUAACGUCAGCAACAAUGAAUACACUACAAAGAAGGAAAGUACUACUUUUUGUAAAAACCUGUUGGCUGUCGAUGAGUUUAUUGACUUGUUGAGAAAAAAAUUAAGUACAGAUAAUAUAUUUAGAGAAUUGUUACUUACAAAAGCUCCUAGCGGAGAAAGUCAAUAUACUGAUGCUAAGAUUGAUGCCAUAGUAAGUAAAAUAUAUAGCAAAAAAACACAUUCCACAACGACAAAGCCAACGGACAGUGAUGUCAUGAAUUCUACAUUACUUGCAGAUUUAGUCGAAGCUGUCAUAUUUCGGAAUCGAGAUAAAAUUACUACACUUGAAGUUGUGUUUCCCAGUACAGAAUUUUUAGAGGCAAAAACAGUUCAGAUGCAAGCCGAAUUAGGUGAAAUACCGCGCAACUUAGAAUUUACUGGACAUUACUUUUUCCCGGAAGAUAGUGAAGACGAACAAACUGAUACCACAGAAUCAUAUUAUGAUCAGUCUAAUAUACCUGUAUCUGAAAUAAUUAUGGAACUGGAAGAAUUAAAAAGAAAACAACAAACAAGAGAUUUCGUAGAAGAAAUUCUUGAAUCUGAUUCUAAUGCAAACACAAUAACGAAAAAUCAUAUUAUAGCGAGUGAUAAUAAUAUGAAUGGUAAUUAAUGUAAAAUUAAAAGAGUAAAAUGUUCAAGUUGACUGAUUUACACUGUCAGUACAAAAAUCUUUAAAUGUAUUUUUAUCUGUUUUGUUACUUACAGAUAUAAUAAAAUUAAUAAGAGACAAUGAUUUUGAAAUUUGGAAACAUGUGUUUAUUGGUCCAAAAGGUAUUGACAGAGAAAAGCGAGAUACAAGACGUAAAAAUCAACAUAAUUUCGUAAGAAAUUUAUAUAGCUACGGAGAAACAAUAUUAAGUUACGAAGAAUUGUUAAAACAAUUGGCGACAGAUUUGAAGAAAAUAAAAUUAAACGCUAAAUUUCAUUGCUCUCAUCACACAACUUCAACAACA
Messenger RNA from Pieris rapae (cabbage white), 1690 nucleotides. Its product is annotated as peptidase inhibitor 16-like. The coding region runs from base 1 to 1347 and encodes 448 amino acids. NCBI's taxonomy places the organism in Eukaryota, Metazoa, Arthropoda, Insecta, Lepidoptera, Pieridae. The record is from RefSeq and is a predicted model, not a curated record. The transcript has 7 exons.